Molecule: messenger RNA, 4897 nt
Organism: Scomber scombrus (Atlantic mackerel)
Lineage: Eukaryota; Metazoa; Chordata; Actinopteri; Scombriformes; Scombridae
Product: GTPase IMAP family member 8
Exons: 5
Coding region: 1-2766 (921 amino acids)
Molecular function (GO): GTP binding
Source: RefSeq, a predicted model, not a curated record
AUGGCAACCAGCGAUCUGUCAGGGGACGGCUGGUGUACAUCACAGUUAAAGGUUGUGCUUCUUGGUGGCAGAAACUGUGGAAAGAGUUCUCUAGGAAACUUAAUUCUGGGUAAAGAGGAGUUUGUCACCAAGGAGACGACCUCCUGCUCCCGGAGGCUGUGUGUGGUGGCCGGACGGUGGCUCACAGUGGUGGACACUCCAGGCUGGUGGUGCGACUUCAGCUCCCAGGACUCAUCUGAGCUGGUGAAAAGGGAGAUCGUGAACAGCGUGGCUCAGUGCUCUCCAGGCCCACAUGUAUUUCUGAUCACUGUCAAGGUGAGCUCAGCCUUCUCAGAGAAGCGUCGCAGGGCUGUGGAGGAGCAUGUGGCCCUGCUGGGUGAGAAGGUUUGGGGCCACUGUUUGGUUGUCUUCACCUCAGCUGACCGGUCUAAACACAAACAAGCAGAAGAGCACGUAGAGUCGGGGGGAAAGGCUCUCCGCUGGCUUAGUGAUAAAUGCAACCAGAGGUGUCACAGUGUUAUCUUGAGCAAUGAGACUGAAGUCACAGAGCUGCUGGUGAAGAUACAGAAACUUGUCACAGAAAAUGGAAACAGAGUGUUUGAGAUGCAGGAAAGCAUUUUACAGUUGAAUGCAGAGGAGACGAGAGGAGUGGAGGAGAGAGCUCAGAAGAGGUUUAUGAAAAUAAAAAAGCACAGAUCUGUCAUGAAAGAGAGGCUGCGGCCCAUUACUAAUAUCAGGGUUGUGCUGUUGGGAGCAAAGGGUUCUGGGAAGACCUCAGCACUUAACACAAUCCUGGGCAGAGAGAUCAACCAGCGACCCGGCAGAACAGCUCAGUGCCUGGUUGGAGAAAGAGUCGUGUUUGGUCGACAGGUGACCGUGGUGGACACACCAGGCUGGUGGAUGAACUACUUCUCUGAUGAUAGUCCCAUCUUCGACCAGAGGGAGAUCCUGCUCAGUUUAUCUCUCUGUCCUCCGGGGCCUCAUGUGUUCCUGCUGGUGAUCCGUGUGGACAGAGCCUUCACCGAAACCUAUAGGAGAGCAGUGCAGGAGCAUCUCGAGCUGAUCGGUGUACAUAUCUGGAGUCGCACCAUUGUGCUGUUUAGUUUCGGGGACUGGCUUGGAGGCAUGACGACUGAGCAGUACAUCGAGAGUGAAGGAAAGCCUCUGCAGUGGCUUGUUGAAAGAUGCAACAACAGGUAUCAUGUUGUGAACAAUAAAAUGAGAGGAGAUGGAUUUCAGGUGAGAGAACUGAUUGGGAAGAUGGAGGAAAUGGUGGCCGGCAGUGGCGGCUGGCAUUAUGAAUUAGAGAGGAAUGUGUUGGAACAGCUGGAGGUGAGAGUAAGAAGAGAGAAAGAGAGAGCCAAGGAGAGACUGAUGAAGAAGGGGACACAAAGGCAGAUGGCAAGGUCUCAGAUGGAGAAAGUCAACCCUCUCCAAGAGAUGAGAAUAGUGCUCGUUAGUGGCAGGAAAACCGGCAAGAGCUCCUGCGGAAACACCAUCUUGAGCAGUGAGUGCUUUGACACAGAAAGCCAAACCACUUCCUGUACUGAAAAACAAGCCAAAAUCAGAGGCAAGGUGGUGACAGUGCUGGAUACGCCCGGCUGCUUCUCUGUGACCUCUGACAUCCUGAUGGCUCCUUCACCCUGUGCUAUCGUUCUGGUUGUCAACGUGAGCUCCUCAUUCAAAGAUGCCCACAGGGAAGCCUUGGAGAGACAGCUGGAGGCAGGAGGAGGCCCGGUGUGGAGCAGAGCAAUGGUCCUGUUCAGCUAUGGAGACUGGUUGGGAGACACGGGCAUUGAGCAGCGCAUUGAGGGUGAAGGAGAGCCACUGCAGAGGCUUGUUGAGAAGUGUGGGAACAGAUACCAUGUACUGGACAAUAAACACAGGGGGAAAGGAGCUCAGGUUUACAAGCUCAUCGAACUGAUAGAGGAGAUGCUGGUGGAAGAAAGGCUGGCUAUUCUUCAGAAAGGUGAUCACAUGGGGAGAAGUGUUUAUUCAGCACAGGAGCAGCAGGUGGACACAGUGAUGUCCUGUAAAGAGGAUUUAAAGCUGCUUAUGAACAGCAGACACGAGACAUCCAAUGACUUGACUGAGUCAGCCACUUCCACUGCACGUCAGCCACUUCACUGCUCAGAGGUUGUAAGGGAAGAUGGUCAGAUUGUGGCACUGCCAGCAGGAAGAACUGCACAGGCUGGACUCUCCACCCGGAGGUGGACUACAACAGGUCAACCAAGGUUAACGAUAAAUCUGCCUGCCUGGUUCCCGACUGAUGAUUCCUACAGCCACUUACGACUGAAUGGGGAAUGCCUCUUCUCACACAAACAUCCAACAGUGGUUUUGGUUUUGCCUCAAAUGCAACACAGGAUGCUUACAGAGGGAAAUAUUAUUAAUGUCCAUUCACUUUGCAAUCCUGCACUGAGAGAGAGCACACUCAGGAGGCCGACUGAGCCUGUAGACCUGCAGGCUCUCAUCAACCAGUGGGGCGACAGCAGCCUUGAGGAACUGGAAACUUUCAUUGACUCAUACUUUGAGACUGUGUGGGAGCAAGCCAUGGCUGAAUCCGACUGUUCUGUAGAGCAGGACCCUGUGAUUGAAGAGGCUGGAGAGGAGGUGCUCUCAUCCAUUGACAAAAAACUUUCAAAGCUGGAUCUACUUGAGGAGAUUAAGAGGGAUCUGGCAGAGGUGAAGAAGAGUCUGGAGCACAGCUGGAAGGCCAUACAGGAACUCAAAGAGAAAAGCAAACAGGAUGUCGAUAAUACAUGUUGAUGCAGGGUUGACAGGAAUCAAGGAUGAGGCGUGUCAGACAGGAUUGUUAUUUCAUCAAGAAAAAAUGUAUUUAUAUGCACUUUUGAUUAGUUUAUGUCAGCACUCAUAAAACAUCACUCCUUUGAAUGAAAAGUUGUUACAUUUCUCCACAAGGGGGCGCUCCUGGAUAAGAUUAAGAUCUGUAUAACGGUGCUUGGGCCCACUGAUCCAUCAGACUUCAGGUUUUUGUGUGUGUUAUUCUUAGGAAUCUGUAAAUAUAUCAAAUAAAGUGAGUCUAAUGGUUUUACUAUAUGCUACUUGGAAGAAUAGAAACUAACUUUGAAAUGAAAAACAUUUAACACAACAUUAGCACAACCAAAAGUAUGUGGACAGCCGAACAUUACACCCAGAUGUGUACUUCUUUAGGUGUUUGUGUGUUGACGCAGUUCUCAGGCAAGUUUUUGAACCUGGGCUCUGUGAUGGUCUUGUUUUGAGGUCUACUGCUGUAUGUGGAAAGGUGUUUCUAAUAUUUUGCCCACCCUAUUUAUAUAUGUGGAGAAGCAAAGAUAUUUGAAACACACUUCAGGAUAAUCCAAUCCAGCAGAACAAUGCCUCAGUCUUAACCACAGCCCCCUAGCAAGGCUUCAACAACAAUUAUGAAUGAUAUAAUAUAGCAUGAUAAAUAGACAUUCACUAUGUGGCCACAAGUAUGUGCACACAGGGAGAUUAAACUAACAGCCCAAAACCAUAGACUUCAGUCUCCUGCUUUUAGUUUUCUGGGAAGACUUUCCACCAGAUUUUGGGAGCCGGUGGCAGAGUUUUCGUCCCAUUCAGCAACAUUUGCAUCAGUGAUCAGGCACUGAUUUUGGGCAAUAAGGUCUAACUUACAGUCAGUGUUCCAGUUCAUCCCAAAGGUGUUGAAUGGGGUUGAUGUCAGAGCUCUUUGCAGCCUAGUCUCCUCAAGCUUGUUGACUAUAUACUUUUGGUCUUAUAGUGUAAUUCUCAAAACAUAUCCCUUAGUAAUGUGGUAGAACAGAGAAAAUAGAGCAUCCAAAUAAUGAAAAAAAAAAUUGGCUAAAUCAUCCUACAUCUGUUUGGCAGCAGAAGAAGUGAAACACUGUGUUUUCGGUGCCACCGCUGACAUGUGGAAAACCAAGACAGAGUGCAAACUGAAGAAGACAUGAAGGGAUAUUUAUUCCUCUCAUGAUUCACUAACCUUUCCUAUCAAAUGAUUCACUCCAAUCUGUCAGGAUGUUACAGAAACAUUAAAGACUUAUGUUGAAAUUAACGGCUGUCAGCUGUGUAGAAGAAUCCGCAUGUUUGUUUCUUCCAGUUUACAGUUAAACACUCUUGCUUCUAGGAAUCUUACAAAGGUUAAAAACCGGAAGUCUAUCCAACCAAUACAAUUUUCUUUGUAGAAAAAAACAGAGAAUCUGUGCGGCUUUCAUUCACAGCCUUUUUAAUUUUUUUCCUCCAUCGUUUGUCAAGGGCUUUCAAGUGAGUCACACACAGAGUCACAUAUUACUGCAGGAUACAGAGGGUAAUAGCACUCUGGCAGAGUAAACACUGUGAAAGUCCUUUGCUGUCAAGGCUGAUUCUGAAAUACUCACAAAUAAAAAUGUAUGGUUACACCAAGGAAGCAGGUGGCACUUUUUUUUUUAGAUGAAGGCAAAGUUGUUUGAUCUAGAUUAAGUUUCCUGUUCUGGGUGGGACAUAUUUGAAAUCUGAAAGCUUUACUUUUGUUUGCUGUUUUGAAAUGUAGACAUAUCUGCCUGAGUCUGAUGUAUUUGUUCCCCACAAGGCAAUAUCACAGUGUUCCCCUCCCAUUUAUUAAAGCUGCAUUAGGCGACUUUGCACGUUGGUGGCUCCACAUGGCAGUGAGAGAUAACCGCUUGAAAAUUUCAACCUCAAAUAACAAGAUAUGAUGUAAGGUGACAUCAGUGAACUCAACACAGCCUGCCUGUAUUUUUCAUGCAUUUUACAUUUGAAUCACUGCUGUUUAGAGAGCAUAUCCUCCCAAGAAAAAGGAAACAAUAGGUCAAAAUGUCAGUCGCCAAAAAUGACCUAUUCCAUUUGAGUGACAAACGCCAUCUAGUGGCUGUAGUAGUUAUGACCAUGGCUGUAUGAAGAGAGCCAGCUAUAGUGAAGGAGG